Messenger RNA from Anoplophora glabripennis (Asian longhorned beetle), 942 nucleotides. It is a transcript of the gene Rnf11, whose product is annotated as RING finger protein 11. Lineage: Eukaryota; Metazoa; Arthropoda; Insecta; Coleoptera; Cerambycidae. The transcript has 2 exons. Bases 231 to 692 code for a protein of 153 amino acids. The record is from RefSeq and is a predicted model, not a curated record.
AGUGUCCAAAAUUAGAAAAAAGAAAGAAUGGUAAUUAUUUGUGAACUCCAUUGUUAACAUUUAUGUGUCAACAUUUUUACCAUUUUAUGAUUUUCUAUUUUGAUGUUGAUUCACAACGAUAAAUCUUGCAAUAAUUAGAAAUACAAUACUUUACACAUGUGUAAGCAGUGGUCUCAUAGAAGUUUGAAUAGAUAUGAUACUAGUGGUUAUAACAAUUACGAUUUAAAUGCAUGACAAGCGCAAAAAUGGGUAAUUGCUUGAAAAGGUCAACUACAGAUGAUAUUUCAUUGUUAAGGGGCAGUGACAGUGUAAGGGAAUCAUCAUCUGAUCAGUUAGGGCCCCCAGCUUAUCAGGAAACUCUUCCCGUGCAAGCUGCUUCUCCCGUUUAUCAUCCAUCACCUAGUGUCACACGUUCCGUUACACAACUUACAGAAGAGGAGCAGGUAAAAAUAGCUAAACGGAUUGGCUUAAUACAACACCUACCAACAGGAACAUAUGAUGGAUGCAAGAAGGCUAGAGAAUGUGUAAUUUGCAUGGGUGAAUUUUUAGUAGGUGAUGCUCUGCGUUAUCUGCCCUGCAUGCAUACUUAUCAUAUGAUUUGCAUUGACGACUGGCUAAUGAGAAGUCUUACUUGUCCUAGCUGUUUGGAGCCUGUUGAUGCCGCCUUGCUCACCAGUUAUGAGACCAAUUGACGGCCAGUGCCUUUGCAUCUGAUAGUAAACACUGUGAUCUGAACUGUUUGUUUUUUUGGGCGUGAAUGAUGUAUGAAAGGGAGGCUGUGACAUACAGUUAGCGAAGGAAUAACUAUAAGAUGCCUUUAACUGUAUUUCUAUUUUAAGCUUUUAUAUCGGAAAGUAUUGAUUGACCAACAUUUUUGGCUAACUUCUAUUUUUAGUUUUUACAAGUUAUAUAUAUUUUUGACAAUAAAAUUAUUAAUAAUAA